Messenger RNA from Botrytis porri, 3111 nucleotides. RefSeq lists its product as uncharacterized. The transcript has 3 exons. Bases 1 to 3111 code for a protein of 1036 amino acids. Gene Ontology annotation, molecular function: protein binding. NCBI's taxonomy places the organism in Eukaryota, Fungi, Ascomycota, Leotiomycetes, Helotiales, Sclerotiniaceae. The record is from RefSeq and is a predicted model, not a curated record.
AUGGAUCCCGUUACUGUUCUUGGUGUCGCGGCAUCGGCCCUGCAGAUUGCUCAAUUCAUUGGGUCGACGAUUCAAGGCCUCCACACUCUGCGGGGAAAGUUUAAAGAUGCAGAUAUAACCAUUCGCCUCAUAAUUAGUAAACUUUCAACAAUAAAAGCUGCCGUUUUCCAAAUUAGAGACUGGGCGGAAUUCAAUUCGCAUGAUUCGCCAAAAGAAAGGCAGUUCAUGGAUGGACUUCAUGUCGCUCUCGAUGGAUGCCAGGCUGCAAUUGAUGUACUUUCUGAAGAAGUAAAAGACCUCACAGUGGCUACGAGGGACUCAAAUGAUGGAAUGCCAAUUGUACUUGGGGUCAGAGGAAAAGUGGCAGCAGUAUGGAACGAGGACACUAUGAAGGCUCAUGAAGAUAGAUUACAUGGCCAGGUGCAGGCUUUACAACUUCUUCUCAUGGCAGGACAAUGUCGUGAUGCGGUAACUCAAAAGUCUCUAUUAGCACUCAAAGAAAACCAAAGAUUGAUACAAAAAGUUGCCGACGACACAAAAUCACUACGUGAGAGUUCCGCCGGAUCACAAGUUUCAAGAAGCGCACGCCAGUCUAUAUUGGGGAGUAGUAUUGGCGGAACGGUUUUUGAAUUCGAUCGCACACUACAGGAUUCUCGGCCAUACUACAAUACAGAUCCAGUGAGGGGAGCUCCAGCUCUUGCGCACGCAAAAAAUCAGCUUCCAGAAACAAAUUAUACUGCGACGACCGACGAAGGCUAUGAGACAGGAAUCACACUGUCUGAGCCACGAUCUCCAGUAUCAUCGAACCAUCGCCCCAGCUUGGACAACCGUCCCUACCUUGGUCAAACAAAUCUUUUGCCAGAAUUCAAUAAUUUUAACAUAUAUCGUAGCCGCAGCGUUGCGUCGGAUUCUGCCAAAUCAGAACCUAUGGUCAAACGAUGGUUGUCCUCAUCUUCAUCUUCCGGAGAAUCAUUACCGCAAGAAGAUAAAAUAGGUGGUUCUCGAAGGAAGAAGUUCUGGCCUAGUCGACUUGGAAAGAUUAACACUUUCAGUGCUUCUAGUUUGUUAUCAAGCCCCGAUCGGGUGAAGUCCGCCAGCCCGAGUUUACCUGCCGUCAAUCGAUUGAAACGAGGACAAGACACAAACUUCAAACAAAGUAUUGAUUUUAGCUCUCUAAAUGGGCUCCAGACGCCUACUAUUGUUCGAGCAGCUCAGGCAGGAUCUGGUGUGGAAAUUCAGGCUUUGUUGUCGAAUGGAGAUAAUAUAGAAGCCUAUCAUGGUGGUACCAAAAGAACUGCUCUCGCAGUAGCUUCUCAUUGCGGCAAUAGUGAAUCAGUUGAUCUUCUUCUUCAAUUCAAUGCAGAUCUGACUACUCGAGAUGUCAAUCUAGACACCCCAUUACAUCUAGCAGCAUCCCGGGAUCACUACUCCACUUUACAAUUACUACUCAAUGAAGACAUUGACAUAGAAUCGAGAAACAAAGACGGAUGGUCUCCUUUGUGGGCAGCUGCACAAAAUGGGCACGUCAGAUCUGUCGAGCUAUUGGCAAAGAAAGGAGCAAAAAUCAAUUCGAGAUCCAAGGAUCAAUGCACGGCUCUGCAUGCAGCAGCGAAGAAGGGAGAUAAGCAGAUGGUUGAAAUUCUACUUCGUAACGGCGCCGACAUGGAAGCCAGAGAUAAUCAAUUCAUGACUGCAUUGCAUUAUGCUUGUCAAUUACAAGUGAUAGAAUAUCUCUCGAAGAGAAAAGUUAAUCCGAAGAGCAUCGAUGAAAAAAGAGCUAAUGCGUUACACUAUGCUGCUCGUAACGGCUAUGUUGAAGUCGUGAACUACCUGCUCGAAUGGAAACUUUCAAUAUAUGAAAGUGACAUCGAUGGCUUGACACCGCUUCAUCUUGCUGUCAUUGGCCAACAUUUUGGCGUUGUUGAGUUGCUACUUCGAAAAAAAGCAGCUUUGGACCGUCGAUGCAGAGAAGGCCGAACGCCGCUGCAUUAUGCCUGUGGGUCCGAUAGCCCCGACAUUGUCAGUCUACUGCUCAGUGCUGGGGCAAAUGCCGAGGAAGAGACUAAGGGCGAUAGUCGACGGCCAAUCCAUAUUGCGGCAGCGAAGGGAUCGGUGCGUAUUGUGGAAAUUCUCUAUGGUAAAGGAGUUUCGAUUGAUCAGCGGGACUUUGGUGGUGAUCGACCACUUUGCAUUGCUUGUCGUCAAGGACAUGUCCAAAUCGUGGAGAAGUUAUUAUCGUACAAUGAGCCUCUCAGAAUGCGUUUCAGAGAUCGUCCGAAUAAAGACUCGCCUUUGUGUAUUGCUGCCAAAGCUGGUCAUCUCGAUCUUGUUAAACUACUUAUGAAGAAGGGUGCAUCUGUCAAGGAACGCGACGAGUUUGGUUACAUACCUUUAAGAUAUGCUGCUUAUUAUGGGCACCCGGAAGUUUUAGAGAUACUCAUGGAUGCAGGCGCAGAACUCUAUGAUGAAGGCGAAGACUCACAUGGCUGGGGAUUCUUAUUGAUGCCUGCAACCAUUGGAUUCUCUGAUAGCGCUGAUAUAUCAGAGGACCGUAAACACCGCGUCCGCAAGCUGCUUGAUGAUAUGGAGAGACGUUAUCAUGAGCGCGAGGACAGCAAAGACAAUGAAUAUAGAUCAAGCACUACAGCUGAGCUCGGUCGUGGGCAGAAGAGUACCGUGUACAGAAGCGAUUCAUCGAUUCCGCGGCAGGAGCUUGGGGGAUCUGUAUUCAGGGGUCUCAGGCCCAUUGAGCUAAGUGGAACUGAUAUUCGACUUCAAGAUACCUCAGAGUUUUCGCUAGGCCCACUUCUCUCUCCACGCCAAGAUGAUGGAGGCGCCGAAAGAAGCAAAUAUCAAGUUUCUCCACUUGUGACCGAAUCUACCAAUACGACUACUCCCAAGCUCGGAACUCUUAUUGAUAACCCACAAGCUCCCUGGGAAAACUCUUAUCCUCCACCCACAGUCUCCAAAGAUGUUGCUACGCUCAUUGCACAAAGGCAAGAAGAGAUACGGCAAUUGCAACAAUACCUUACACCUCCGCAAAGUACAACCGCGAUAGCAUUGCCCCUAGAAAGUCCACAUCAAAUCUUCUAUGAAAUGUCCGCGGACUGA